CAAAGAGACGAUGCUGCAAAUUGCAAAACGCGUGUGGAUCUCCUGCGCAGGCUUGAAAUACCGCUAACCGUCGUUUUUUUUAAGAUAUACACUCCAGGUUUUGUUCACCUUUUGUUUACGGAUACGCUGCAUUCAAUGUGACACGCGAUGCAAGGAGCGCGAGCGGUUUAAGCGCCUUUAAUGUAGAUGAGGAGACAGCGUUGCCUCCUCUCAGGUGGUUCCAGUCAGAGGAGAAACCGCAGCCUGACUUGGGUUAGAUUUCAGCUGGAGGGAUGGUGGCGGAGAUGGCCAACUAUGGAGCAGCGUGCCACCUGGAAGACGGAGACACAGAGGUUCCUGCCCUGGAGAGCAAAGAAAACGCUUCAGAGGGCGACAGUAGCAGUUCAGAGACUGCAGGAACGUCCAGUGAGGACAGCUCAGAGGGGGAGGAGGACGAAGAAGAAGAUGAGGAGGAGGAGAAUUCUGCUGAAGUCGGUGCUGAAAGGGAUGCAGGAGACAGUCAAGAGGUCAAGACAUGCGAAUAUAAAAAUGGGACUUCAGGAUCUGACGAAGCAGCAGCUGUAAAUGGGAAAGACGAAUGGCUGAUUUUCUGCUGUGAAAAAUGCAAAGCUGUCCGUCAGACCCAUGGGACAGAGCUGGUUUCUCCUCAGAGGAUGUCAAAGGGACGUUUCCAGUUGCAGCUUGAAGGCGAAGGCACAUAUGAGUGCUCAGUUACUGGUCUGGUUUUUGAAGCGAGCGAGCAGGUUCUGGUGCGGUACUCCAUCCUAUCUUGGUCCAAAUUUGACUCUUUAUUGCCGAACUCCUGGAAAUUCGCUGGACCAAUCUUCAACGUGGACACGGUCAACAAGGACGCGUCCGUCCUUACGUCUAUCCAGUUCCCCCACUCCAUCUGCUUAGCCCAUCCAGAGGAAGACUUGAAAUUCAGCGUCCUACACAUUAAGCACGACCGUCCGCUCAUCGAGCCGACCGCAGACCACUCAGGAAGCCACGUGAAGUGGAAAGUGACCUCCCUGUCGCCGGUUGGCCCCAUCAUUCAGAAGACGGGAUCUGUAGAGCACCACGGGGUGGUUCUGGUCUACAAGCAGCUUAGUGACACCGACAACUACAGCUUCCAUGUCUACAUGGCAACAAAUAGUGCAUCUGACAUUAAAGAUGUAGCCAAACAACUCCGGGGUUACAAGAAUCGAUACAUCAAGAUUGAUAAGCCUCCCACGUGUAAAUUGGAAGAGGGGACGUAUCGCCUCGUGAGCGAGCCGGAGGGGGAGAUCAAACCUGAGGUGCUGAAGUUCACACUCGCUGUCACCAAGAUGAAAGGCUACUUUGAAGCCUUCUUUGAGGAGAGGCCUCCUUUUAAAUUAUCUCUAAUAGAGAUUAACACGGAUGAAACUGUCUGGUCUGCCACCAUCAGAGAAGGCGACUGUGUCGACGACUCAGAAAAAAAGCCCAAGAAAAGGAAAAACUCCGGCAGACAAAGAAGCAGCAGUGCCUCAGAGGAGGAAACCGGCUGUAAAAGACCUAGAUGGCAGGAUGAGUCAGAUGGAUUAAAAACAGGGAAGACUCAGAGUGACUUGUCAGAUAAGCAGCUGAUGCAGGUCGCCCGUCAACUUGGUUCAGAAUGGAAACAGGUGGCCAUCUUUCUGGACUUGGAGUCCAAGGAUCUGGACGACAUCCAGGUAAUAGAAAAGUGUGUUUACAUACAGAAGCUGAAAAUGCUGGUGGAGUGGAAGAAAAGGCAUUCUGGAAAGGCAACUGCUUACCACCUUUGGGAGAGUUUAAAGGAUUUGGACUUCUUGCCCAGCGAGGUUUGCCAACUGCUGAAAGGCAUGAUGGAGACCCAAGCUGCUAAAUAAAGCAGACAAACUCAAACACUUGUUGCGCCAUCAAAUGGAUGCACCAAGGUUCAUGGAUGUGCAGUGUUGACCUGUGGACCAAAUUUUAGUUUUCCCCCAUUUGUUUUCUAGACUUGAGUUUUUAAAUCUGAAUGUAAAACAUUCAGAUGAGGGACUUUGUUUUCUGUAAAGACUACAGACACAUUAAGAUGUCUUUAUGUAAAGCUUUGAAAGCAUCACUCAGAGGUCACAUGUUCGGUAGCCAAUAAUGUAGCCAGUAAUAAAUAAACAUGUUGGUGAUGUAGUGCAGCAACUGCAAAAAUCAGGAAAAAAUUUAAUGUUUCAGUAAAACUUUGUGAAAUCAGGCAUUAGAACGGAUCUGUGUGUCUGUGUAAGAUUUAUUAAGCUUUUAUACUCUUGUACAUCUUUUCCUGUACAUAUGAUUUUGUAAUACUUUUUACAAAUACCUUUUUGUAGAGUUGUGUUUUAUUUUUCUACAUCAGUUUUGACUGUAUAUCUGUUGGACUUAUUUUGUUUUCUAUGACCAUCAUGAAAAACAUAAUUUCAGAAAGCUUAAGUUUAAAUGUAGUUCAGGACUAUUCCUCUUGUCUUCAUAUUCUGUUUGUAAAGUUCAAAAUAAUCUGUUUUUUCCAGAUGGGUUCUGUACAUAUCUUUCUAUGUUAAGGCUGGGCUUUAGUUUUCUGGCUGUGUGGGCAGCUGAAACCUGUAAAUAUUUUUUUUCUAAAUCCGCUUUUAGAAAUUAGUUCCAUAGAUUUAAAACCACUAUGACCAGAAAAAAAGACUUGACUGUAACGUUUCUUAGUUACAUGACUUGAAAUAUUAAUGUUCUUCACUUAAAGAGAACAGGUAAAGCAGCUGUAUUUCUGAUUUUCUUUUAUUUUUUUUUGUUGUCUUCCAUUUUGGAGAUAUUAUGCAUACAUUCAGAGAGGCACCUUUAAAGAAGUUACAGCUGAUGUUCUCAUUUGUUCUCUUUUUUUUUUUUUUUAGGUCUGAAUCCCUCCUAAGAAUUUAGCAGUAAUGUAAACUGUUAAAAGGAAUAAAAUGGAUGAAUAAAAUGGAAUUUUAUUUACAUUUA
Cyprinodon tularosa is the source of this 2925-nucleotide messenger RNA. RefSeq lists its product as uncharacterized. The transcript has 17 exons. Gene Ontology annotation, cellular component: THO complex part of transcription export complex. Bases 273 to 1850 code for a protein of 525 amino acids. Gene Ontology annotation, molecular function: protein binding. The record is from RefSeq and is a predicted model, not a curated record. Lineage: Eukaryota; Metazoa; Chordata; Actinopteri; Cyprinodontiformes; Cyprinodontidae. Gene Ontology annotation, biological process: signal transduction; mRNA export from nucleus; regulation of DNA-templated transcription elongation.